Messenger RNA from Caenorhabditis elegans, 955 nucleotides. It is a transcript of the gene Y105E8A.13, whose product is annotated as CSN8_PSD8_EIF3K domain-containing protein. The coding region runs from base 7 to 768 and encodes 253 amino acids. The transcript has 5 exons. The record is from RefSeq and is marked reviewed. Lineage: Eukaryota; Metazoa; Nematoda; Chromadorea; Rhabditida; Rhabditidae.
AGAAAAAUGUCCAGCGGAGAUAUUUUACAGGAGGCAUUCAAUGCAACAGUCUCUAGAGACUAUGAAAAAGCCGUUGCAGUAAUCCGAGAAGUUCUGUCAAGUUCAACAGAUCACUCAUUUUCUGUUGAACAACUCGAAUUGAUUGAUCAUGUUUAUUCGUGUAUACUUAAUACUAGUCAUUAUGAUGAAUCCCUUAUUGAGGUGUGUUGGGAAUGGAUCGACGCGAUCGAGCGCAGCCCCCGCACCGUCGAUAUCCGUGCAAUUUCGAGUUCCCAGCUAAGCAUUUAUUAUGCUUAUCACACAAUUUGUCGGGUGCAAGAACGUAUGCCACGUAAGCCAACUCAUCAACAAGUGCGCAAGGACACGUGGACACGGAUUACUCAUAGCUUCAGCUACCUCUGGGCAGCAGCCACUCAACUGUGGAAGCCCUAUGAGCUUGACCGUCUCGAUGUCCUCUGCAGUUGGUCCUACUUGUGCAUUCAAUUCGCCGAUGUUGCCAGUGAAGAAGUUCUCGCUGUAAUUGAGAGCUCCAAGGACUUAUCCAAAGAAGUUCUAUCAAAUGUGAUUGUUAUUGAAAACGGCCACCAAGCUAACCAACGUCUCCUGACAGUCGAACGGAACCUUCGAGAUGCCAGAGCACUGGCUGAGAAGCUCGGAAAACGAAUCGUAAAGCCAACUGCGGCAGAAGACACCCAAACUGCAACUGCUUCCCCGGCAGACGAGUACCUAUCCCCACCUAUUGCAAAGAAAUGGUGUGAUGGAAUCUGAAUAAUUAUUGUGCAUGCAUGUUAAUUGUAUUAUACCCGGUAUAUAAUCAAAUUUUUUCCAGUGAAGUAAUUUUUUAUAAAGAGCAAGGAAACUAGAAAGCUGACUGUGAGAAAAAUCUCAAAAACCGCCAAAAUAUUGCAGAACACCGCAUAUCACAAAUGUCGUGUUAAUAAACCCUUGGUAGAUC